AAAGCUGUUUUUGUUUGUAUUCUAUAAGGCUGUAUAUAUAUAAUGUAGCUAGGUUUGGGUCGCUAUAAAGUAUAGUAAUAUAUGUCUACAAAAGAAUAAUUCCGGUUCUCGAUAUGAUCAUUGCCACCAUUCAUAAACCACGUUACAACAGGAACGCAUGAUACAACAAAACUCUCUUUUCCGUUUUCUUUUAGCGUCAAUGCGUCAUAUAUGAACAGAAGCCCUCAUGCAUGUCCUCUUUGAUUUCUUCAACUUUUAAACCUAACUUGCAUGAUCUUGUUCCAUUUUCUUAAUUCUUUGUAAGAAAUCAAAAACAAUACCUGAGUACAUGUGUUUAAUAAGUGCAUCAACAUGAAAAAAAUAAUGGAAUCGGUGGAUCAAUCAUGUAGUGUUCCUCCGGGAUUCAGAUUCCAUCCAACAGAUGAAGAGCUCGUUGGUUACUAUUUAAGGAAAAAAGUUGCAUCGCAAAAGAUCGAUCUUGAUGUCAUAAGAGAUAUUGAUCUCUACAGAAUCGAACCAUGGGAUUUACAAGAGAGCUGCCGAAUCGGAUAUGAGGAAAGAAAUGAAUGGUAUUUCUUCAGCCACAAAGAUAAGAAAUAUCCAACAGGAACAAGAACAAACAGAGCGACCAUGGCUGGGUUUUGGAAAGCCACGGGCCGAGACAAGGCUGUUUACGACAAGUCAAAACUGAUUGGUAUGAGAAAAACACUUGUGUUCUACAAAGGAAGAGCCCCUAAUGGCCAAAAAACCGAUUGGAUCAUGCAUGAAUACCGGCUAGAGUCAGAUGAGAAUGCACCUCCUCAGGAAGAAGGGUGGGUGGUUUGUAGAGCGUUCAAGAAAAAGCCAAUGACCGGGCAAGCCAAGAACACAGAAACUUGGAGCUCAAGUUACUUUUACGACGAAUUACCGAGUGGAGUACGCUCAGUUACGGAGCCUCUUAACUACGUAUCUAAGCAGAAACAAAACGUUUUUGCACAAGAUUUAAUGUUCAAGCAAGAACUAGAAGGAUCAGAUAUCGGUUUAAACUUCAUCCACUGCGAUCAAUUCAUUCAACUUCCGCAGCUUGAAAGCCCUUCACUCCCUCUUACCAAAAGACCAGUGAGCUUGACGUCAAUUACAUCAUUGGAGAAGAAUAAAAAUAUCUACAAAAGACAUUUAAUAGAAGAGGAUGUGAGCUUCAAUGCGCUAAUAAGUAGUGGAAAUAAAGAUAAGAAGAAGAAGAAAACAUCAGUGAUGACGACGGAUUGGAGAGCACUCGAUAAAUUUGUUGCUUCUCAACUUAUGAGCCAAGAAGAUGGAGUUUCGGGUUUUGGAGGUCAUCAUGAAGAAGAUAACAAUAAAAUCGGUCAUUACAAUAACGAAGAGAGCAAUAACAAGGGAUCAGUAGAGACUGCUUCUUCCACGUUAUUGAGUGAUAGAGAAGAAGAGAACAGAUUCAUCAGUGGAUUAUUGUGUUCCAACUUGGACUAUGACUUAUAUAGGGAUUUACAUGUUUGAUAAAAGAUAACACUAUAAUAUGGUGCGUAACGUUUGCUAUAUAGGUACGUAGAAUUUAUUGAUACAGUAUAACAUAUAUAAAGAUGUGUGAAAGAUUUGUUUUCUUCUACUAUAUAUACUUUUUCGUGAAAAAAGAAUAAUGUAUAUAUGGCUGUGAGUGAGUGAAGAUAUAUGCUAUUUACUUUUGUGUUUGAUGUAACGAAUUAUAGUUUAGGGUUUUGGUUUAAGU
Molecule: messenger RNA, 1726 nt
Organism: Arabidopsis thaliana (thale cress)
Lineage: Eukaryota; Viridiplantae; Streptophyta; Magnoliopsida; Brassicales; Brassicaceae
Gene: NAC076
Product: NAC domain containing protein 76
Exons: 4
Coding region: 352-1497 (381 amino acids)
Biological process (GO): regulation of DNA-templated transcription
Cellular component (GO): nucleus
Molecular function (GO): DNA binding
Source: RefSeq, marked reviewed